UGUAUUGAUGAAUGUUAACAACGAAAUUCGUGAAAAAUAUUGUGGUCAAGGUUCGAGAUAUUAAAUGUUAAGGUCAUUGAAUUCUUGGGAAUCACUGAUUAAAUGAUAUUUCCAUCCCUUAACAAUUAAAACUCGGUUGAUCUUAAUUGCCCAUUCGGUUCAAUAGUAAUUCCAACUUGGUCGCUAUAGAGAUGAAGCUGAGACAUGAAAGUGAAUCUGUUGAUCACUUUUGCUUUGUUAUUGUUCAGUUAAUUUUUUAUUCUAUUUCAUUUCAAUUCUCAUAUUAAUUUUAUCUUAAUUUUUUAUUAUUCUGUUCAAUUUUUAUCAUAGUUUUAAUAGUUUACCAUCUUAAUUAUUGUUCCAUUAUUCUGGAUUCUCCAAUUCUUGUUUUUCUUCAGGAUCAAUUUCCAGUUUCUAUUCAAAAGCCUCAAUCAUAUGGUUUCUAAUUACUAAUUAACAUCAUCUUUACCAUAAUUUAUUGUAAUCAACGAGUCAUCUGGAUCAAUAAUUAAGUAAAAUUCCAAGUGAACAUGAUGUUUGGAAAAAUUUGAAGUCCUCAUCUGUUUACUUCAAUUCUCAUUAUCUGUUAUUUUAAUUACCUUUUUUAUACUCAUUGGUCACUAAUUGGUCACCUUUCAUCUACUAAAUGUUUAACAAGUGUCCCGGUAUUUACUGUGGUCGAGUAAUAUUUGACAAUGAGACAAUCUCUCAGUGUAUGUCUUGUCCAAGUGGAACUCGAAGCUCAACAUCUUACCCUUUCACACCAUCGACCGAGAUUAAAGUACCAUCACAAUGUAUCGAAUGCUCAGAAACUCUCGGAGCCCAUGAUUGGUUUUAUCUCGGAUUCAUGGCUCUCAUUCUGUUAAUCAUGGAAUGGUACAUAAUCGAUUACUCAAUUAGACGCCGUCAUCUUCCCUUCGAGGUUUUAAUCGUUCAUCUAAGUGCUCUUGUCGAGAUCAGUCUUGCUGCUUUAUUAACUCUUCUCUCAUUCUCAACUCCCGUCGGCUCAUUAAAUCUAAAAUGCUGUGGGGCUUAUCGAAUAGCCGAUUGGUACACCCUCUUCUUCAAUCCGAGUGUUAAUUUCAAAGACACAAUUCGAUGUGCUCAGGAAGCUGUUUAUCCACUUUACUCGAUGAUUUUUCUUUUCUAUUUUCUUUGUCUAGCCCAUUUAAUUACAAUUCGACCUUGGGUAAUUCGCUGGGUCUCCGAUUCUAGAGCACCAAACACAAUUUACUUAACUCUCUACGUUAUACCAGCUUUAACCGUUUCUCAUGCUCUUUUUUCUGGUCUCAUUUAUUAUUCGUUUCCAUUUCUGACACUUGUUAGCUCAACCAUUUCCAUCGCUGCUCAUUUCGCUUAUCGAUUAGAUCAAAGUAUGGAAGCCUUGUUUCUAAAAUCAUUUGAAAAUAUUCGCAGCAUGAUUAUCCUCUUUGGCCAUUGGUUGUUACAUGCAUAUGGAAUCGUUUCAUUGACUAAAUUUAAAAAUCCCGUUAUGGAUUCACUCAUUUUACUUCUUGUUCCCUUUCCUUCAGCUUUUUACAUUUUGACUUCCAAAUUUAGUGAUCCAAGUAAACUUCAUCUUCAUUGAAUUGACACUUUGUAUUUCAAAUAAACAAUUGUUCAUAGGUAAACACAAGACAAA
This is a messenger RNA of Panonychus citri (citrus red mite), 1642 nucleotides long. RefSeq names its product JNK1/MAPK8-associated membrane protein-like. Gene Ontology annotation, biological process: response to unfolded protein. Gene Ontology annotation, molecular function: ubiquitin protein ligase binding. The record is from RefSeq and is a predicted model, not a curated record. Gene Ontology annotation, cellular component: membrane. The coding region runs from base 647 to 1588 and encodes 313 amino acids. NCBI's taxonomy places the organism in Eukaryota, Metazoa, Arthropoda, Arachnida, Trombidiformes, Tetranychidae. The transcript has 4 exons.